Penicillium maclennaniae is the source of this 1596-nucleotide messenger RNA. Its product is annotated as DEAD/DEAH box helicase. The transcript is spliced from 3 exons. Lineage: Eukaryota; Fungi; Ascomycota; Eurotiomycetes; Eurotiales; Aspergillaceae. Gene Ontology annotation, molecular function: ATP binding; RNA helicase activity; nucleic acid binding. The record is from RefSeq and is a predicted model, not a curated record. Bases 1 to 1596 code for a protein of 531 amino acids. Gene Ontology annotation, cellular component: mitochondrion.
AUGCAAGGUCCCGGAAUUGACGCUGGCGCCCAGCCGUACUCCAGUAUGGCUGGGAAGCUGGACCCCAGACUCCUCAAAGCCCUUGAUGUGAUGGGUUUCACGGCCAUGACCCCGGUUCAACAGCGUGUUCUGACCGAACUUCCCAACUGGCGCAGUGACUGCCUCGUCCAGGCCAAGACUGGUACUGGUAAAACUCUCGCUUUCCUUCUCCCUGCUUUGCACUGUCUGCUCCAAGGCCAGGCCCCUCCCAGAGGCAAGGUCGCCAUCUUGAUCAUCACCCCCACCCGAGAGCUCGCUCAACAGAUCGCCAAGUCAUGCGAUCAGCUCACCUCCCAACUUACGACCCCACUGGAAUGUCACAUUGCUGUUGGAGGAACUGCUCGCGCCUCUGCUCACAACCGUUUCAUGAAGGGCGCUCCUUCCAUUUUGGUGGCUACCCCGGACACCCUGGUCUUGGAUGAGGCUGAUACCAUGCUGGAGUCCGGUUUCAUUGCUGAUGUCAAGCGCAUUCUGCAACUUAUCCCGGCCAAGAGCACUGGCUGGCAGGGAAUGUGUUUCUCAGCCACUGUUCCCCCCAAGGUCAAAGAUGUCGUCAAUAUUGUCUUGAAGUCUGGUUACAGCAGCAUCUCGACUAUCGAUAAGAACGAAGCCCCCCACCCACGAGAGGCUCUUCUUAACCUGGAGAGCAAGACCUGCCGCAAAAUUAUUGUUUUUGGUGUUACAGCAAACAUGGUUGCUCUCAUGGCCAAUGUCUUCGCCGAGGGCUUGACUCCCUUGAAGGUUUUCGAGAUCCACUCCAGACUCAACCAAAGUCGUCGUACCAAGACCACCGAGUUAUUCAAGGAGGCUUCCGCCGGAAUUAUGUUCGCCUCCGAUGUUAUCGGCCGCGGAAUGGAUUUCCCCAAUGUCGACCUUGUCAUUCAGGUUGGUUUGCCGUCCAACGGUGAACAGUACGUUCACCGUGUUGGUCGUACAGCCCGUGCUGGCAACGAUGGCCGUGCUAUCAUCCUCCUCACCGAGGCCGAGUCUUUCUUCAUGAAGGUCAACCGCCACCUUCCUAUUAAGCCCCACCCUCAGACCGACGCCAUCAAUGCGGCCGCACCCUUGACAGCGGACGCCGUCACUCAGGCCAUGUACUCCAUUGACGAAGAGACUAAACAACGUGCCUACUCGUCCUUUAUUGGAUUCUUCGCCGGCUCCGGUCUCCUGAAGCCUCUCCGUCUCGACAAAGCUGGUCUUGUCCAGAUGGCUAACACGAUGGCUAUUGAGGGUAUGGCCUGUCCCGAGCCCCCGCCCAUGGAUAAGAAGGUUAUUGGCAAGAUGGGCUUGAAGGGUGUUCCUGGUUUCAACUACGGAAGCGGGAAUGACUUCAACGGAGGCGGUGCUCGCCCGCACAGCCGUUCCAAUGGGCAGCACUCUGGAAAGCCCCGUGAUGCCCUGAGUCCCGGAGCUGGCCGUGACCAUCACGGUGGAGUUGAGAAGAAGCGCGGUGGAGGUCGCGGUGGAGGCCGCGGUGGCCGUGGUGGUGGCCGUGGAGCCCGUCGCGGCGGAGGCGGAGGUGGAGGCGGAAGCACCUUCAAGCCUCGAGGAGCUUAG